Molecule: messenger RNA, 11964 nt
Organism: Harpia harpyja (harpy eagle)
Lineage: Eukaryota; Metazoa; Chordata; Aves; Accipitriformes; Accipitridae
Gene: MED13
Product: mediator complex subunit 13
Exons: 30
Coding region: 1470-8009 (2179 amino acids)
Biological process (GO): regulation of transcription by RNA polymerase II
Cellular component (GO): mediator complex
Molecular function (GO): transcription coregulator activity
Source: RefSeq, a predicted model, not a curated record
GGUCCCUCCCCGCUUCACCUCCCCCCCCCCCCGCCCCCAGCUCGAAGGGGUCUUGCGGGGUUUGGCGCGGUGGAGGGGGCCCUCCCUGCCCCGGAUCCCCCCCCCUUCCUCCGGCUCUCGGCGGUAACUUGGCGGGGUCCGGGCUCCCCUGAAGAGACCCGCCCAGCUGUGUGGACUUUGUGGGGCUCCCUCGGCCCCGGAGGACAGCUGGGGGUGGCGAGCCUCCCUGAAGAGACUCUGCGAUUUACCCCUUCCUCCUCCCCCGAAAGGACUGGGGAUCGGCCUCUGGGAGACUCCUCCAUCCUUCCCCGAAGAGACUUCGAGGGUCACCCGCAAUUUCCUCCUUCCACCCCUCUCCCCUCUCCCUCCUUUCCCCACGGAAGGAUUUUUAGCCAACGGAGGAUAUUUUGGUUUCGCCCUGUCUGCGAAGAGUAUUUCGUUUUGGGGAGGGGGGCUUUCCACAGGGGAAUUUAGUCCCUCGCUGGGCUGCUAAGGAGACUUUUGCGGCCUUUCUCUCUCAAGGAAUACCUUCCCCCCUCCCCUGCCCCCCGCAGAUGUGGUUUUGGGGUACACCCCAGGAAAUUUUUCUUGUCCUGCCUUUACGAAUUCUUCAGACUCGCUUUGCUUCUGGCCCCUGAAGUUUGUUUUUAUGAUUUUAAAUUUUAAUUUAUUUGGAAUAUUUUUGGAGCAGGGGAGAAGAAUCUGACCCCCCCCACACCCUGUUGCCCUCGGACUCCGAAGAGACGAGCCUGGAUUUUUCUCUCUCCCACAGCCAAUCCUUCCCAGUCAUUCCACAAUUUGCCCCUUUCUCAUCUGAUGACUAAAGAAACAGGAGGAAGAGGAGGGAGGUUUCUGGAUUAAUUGCCCCCACUGGAUUAUUUAUUUUAUCCUACUUCUCUUGCUUGGCAUCUGAGAAGAGAGGAAGGAGGGAUGUCAACUGAUUUUUACCCCUAGCCCCCCUGGAUUAAUUACCCCAUUUUUAUUCUCUUGUUGGAUCAAUUACCCCUUCACCUUACCUCCUCUCCCUCCCCUCCUUAUGCGAAUGAGAAGACAAGAGGAACAGGGAGGAUUUUGAUCUUAAUCUCCCGUCGUUGGAUUACUUACCACCUCCCUCUUUCUGUUCUCCCCUUCCACGGUGGCUUUACCCCCCCGUUUGAUAUCCAGAAGAGAAAACGUUCCGAGUUUCUCUUAAAAAAAAUUUUUUUUUUAAAUUUUUUUUAAUAUAUUUUUUUACCCCCCUCUCUGAUACCACUCUCCUCCUGGGUUAUUUAUCCUGCCACUAUUUCGCGUGCGUGUGUGUCUGUAUGUAAAUCCCUUAUUUAAUUGUAUUAUUAUUUGUGCGUGUGCAUAGUCCCCCCUCCCCCCUUUCCCUCUCGGUGUCUGUCUCUCUCUCUCUCUCUCUCUGUGUCUGUCUCUUUCUUUCUUGUCGGAGGCUGUGGGAUAAUGGCGUGUGGGUUGUGGCUGUGAGGAUGAGUUCCUGCUUCGUGCCGAACGGGGCCAGCCUGGAGGAUUGCCAUUCCAACCUCUUCUGCCUGGCUGAUCUAACUGGGAUUAAAUGGAAGCGAUAUGUAUGGCAGGGUCCAACAUCUGCCCCAAUUCUCUUUCCGGUCACGGAAGAGGACCCUAUUUUGAGCAGUUUCAGUCGCUGUCUGAAGGCGGAUGUUCUCAGUGUUUGGCGCCGAGACCAGAGACCUGGACGCAGGGAGCUAUGGAUAUUUUGGUGGGGUGAUGACCCUAACUUUGCUGACCUUAUUCAUCAUGAUCUCUCAGAAGAGGAAGAUGGUGUUUGGGAGAAUGGACUUUCUUAUGAAUGUCGAACUCUACUUUUCAAAGCUGUUCACAACCUGUUGGAGAGGUGUUUAAUGAAUCGGAAUUUUGUACGCAUUGGGAAAUGGUUUGUCAAGCCUUAUGAGAAAGAUGAAAAACCUAUAAACAAAAGCGAGCACUUGUCCUGCUCAUUCACCUUCUUCUUGCAUGGAGAUAGCAAUGUUUGCACCAGUGUGGAAAUCAGUCAGCAUCAACCUGUGUACCUGCUUAGUGAAGAACACCUCACUCUCGCCCAGCAGUCUAACAGCCCUUUUCAAGUUAUUCUAAGUCCCUUUGGAUUAAAUGGCACGCUCACAGGGCAGUCAUUCAAGCUUUCUGAUUCAUCGACAAAAAAGCUUAUUGGUGAAUGGAAACAAUUCUAUCCUGUCACAUCUAACUUGAAGGAGGGAUCUGAGGAAAAACAAGAAGAAAUGGAUUGGGAGGAUGAUUCUUUAGCUGCUGUUGAAGUCCUUGUUGCUGGUGUACGAAUGGUAUACCCAGCAUGCUUCGUUCUAGUUCCUCAGACAGACAUCCCUGCUCCUAGUACUGUAGGGGCAUCUCACUGUUCGACUACUUGCUUGGGUGUCCACCAAGUGCCUGCUUCCACAAGAGAUCCUGCCAUGUCUUCAGUAACUCUGACUCCACCAACAUCCCCAGAGGAAGUUCAAACAGUUGAUGCUCAAUCUGCCCAGAAAUGGGUGAAGUUUUCUUCAGUUUCUGAUGGAUUUAUCUCUGACAGUACUAGCCAUCAUGGUGGCAAAAUACCUAGAAAGCUAGCCAAUCAAGUGGUGGACAGAGUUUGGCAAGAAUGCAAUAUGAACAGAGCACAGAACAAGAGGAAGUAUUCUGCUACAUCAAAUGGCUUGUGUGAUGAAGAGACAGCUGACAAGGUAGCAUCCUGGGAUUUUGUUGAAGCCACGCAAAGGACAAAUUGCAAUUGUUCAAGGCACAAGAAUCUCAAACCAAGAAAUUCAGGUCAACAGGGGCAGGCACCACCUGUGGGCCAACAACAGCAAGCAGCUCCAAAGCACAAGACAAAUGAGAAGCAAGACAAAGGGGAUAAGCCACAGAAACGCCCUUUGACUCCUUUUCAUCAUCGUGUAUCUAUCAGUGAUGAUGUUGCCAUGGAGGCAGAUUCAGCAAGUCAGAGGCUUGUGAUGACUGCACCAGACAGUCAAGUGAGAUUUUCAAAUAUCCGAACUAAUGAUGUAGCAAAGACUCCUCAGAUGCAUAAUGCUGAAAUGGCAAAUUCACCUCAGCCACCACCACUUAGUCCUCACCCGUGUGACGUAGUUGAUGAAGGGGUAGCUAAAGCUCCUUCUACUCCUCAGAGUCAACAUUUCUACCAGAUGCCGACGCCAGACCCCUUGGUUCCCACAAAAACAAUGGAGGACAGACUCGAUGGCUUGUCUCAGCCUUUUCCAGCUCAAUUUCCUGAAGUUAUAGAGCCUACAAUGUAUGUUGGUACUGCAGUGAAUUUGGAGGAAGAUGAAGCUGAUACUACUUGGAAGUAUUACAAAGUUCCAAAGAAAAAGGAUGUGGAAUUCUUACCACCUCAGCUUCCAAAUGAUAAGUUGAGAGAUGAUCCAGUAAUACCUGCUGGACAAGAAAACGUAACAUCAGUUACAGAAUUAAUGGUGCAAUGUAGGAAACCUUUAAAGGUUUCAGAUGAAUUGGUGCAACAGUAUCAGAGUAAAAACCAAUACCUAGCAGCAGUAGCAACGGAAGCUGACCAGGAACCUGAAAUCGAUCCUUAUGCCUUUGUUGAUGGUGAUGUGGAAUUCUUAUUUCCUGAUAGUAAAAAAGAUAGGCAGAACAUUGAGAGGGAAGCUGGGAAGAAACACAAGGCUGAGGAUGGGACAUCUAGUGUUACAGUUUUAUCCCAUGAAGGAGAGGAUGCUAUGUCUCUAUUUAGUCCUUCUGUCAAGCAAGAAGCCCAACGUAUUGCUGCUCAUGCUCGCACUGCAUCAACUAGCCUGUUCCAUGAAACAGACUUAGUGGUCUCUUAUACUGACCUUGACAAUCUCUUCAAUUCUGAUGAAGAUGAACUAACACCUGGAUCCAAAAGAACAGUGAAUGGCGCUGAUGACAAAUCCAACUGCAAAGAGGCAAAAGCAGGAAAUCUAGACCCACUGUCAUGCAUAAGCACUGCAGAUCUGCAUAAAAUGUAUCCAACUCCACCUUCACUGGAACAACAUAUUAUGGGAUUUUCUCCAAUGAACAUGAAUAAUAAGGAAUAUGGCAGUAUGGACACUACACUUGGAGGAACAGUACUUGAAGGGAAUAGCUCCAGUGUGGGAGCUCAGUUCAGAAUUGAAGUAGAUGAGGGUUUCUGCAGCCCCAAACCUGCUGAAAUAAAGGAUUAUUCUUAUGUUUAUAAACCUGAGAAUUGUCAAGCUUUAGUGGGAUGUUCCAUGUUUGCACCACUGAAGACGCUUCCCAGUCAGUGUCUUCCUCCCAUCAAACUGCCAGAAGAAUGCAUUUAUCGCCAGAGUUGGACUGUGGGAAAGUUGGAUUUACUUCCUCCUGGACCUGCCAUGCCAUUCAUCAAAGAUGGUGAUGGAAGCACUAUGGAUCAAGAGUAUGGCCCUGCAUACACACCACAAACUCAUACUCCAUUUGGGAUGCCACCAAGUAGCGCACCUCCCAGUAACAGUGGAGCUGGAAUUCUCCCUUCUCCUUCCACCCCUCGUUUCCCAACUCCUAGAACACCAAGGACUCCUCGAACACCUCGUGGAGCUGGUGGACCUGCAAGUGCACAGGGUUCAGUCAAAUAUGAGAACUCUGAUUUAUAUUCACCAGCUUCCACACCGUCAACAUGUAGACCGCUUAAUUCUGUUGAACCUGCAACUGUGCCUUCUAUUCCAGAGGCACACAGUCUUUAUGUGAAUCUCAUCCUCUCAGAGUCUGUAAUGAAUCUCUUCAAAGACUGUAACUUUGACAGCUGCUGCAUAUGUGUUUGCAAUAUGAACAUCAAAGGUGCUGAUGUUGGAGUUUACAUUCCUGAUCCAACACAAGAGGCCCAGUAUAGGUGUACCUGUGGUUUCAGUGCUGUUAUGAAUAGAAAAUUUGGCAACAGUUCUGGCCUGUUUCUUGAAGAUGAAUUGGAUAUUCUAGGACGUAAUACGGAAUGUGGCAAAGAAGCAGAAAAACGCUUUGAAGCUCUCAGAGCUACUUCUAUUGAACAUGGCAGUGGAGGACUGAAAGAACCUGAGAAGCUGCCUGAUGAGUUAAUACUGUUGCUGCAGGAUCAAUGCACCAACUUGUUCUCACCAUUUGGAGCAGCAGAUCAAGAUUCCAUUCCCAAAGUUGGUGCAGUUAGCAACCUGGUACGUGUAGAAGAAAGGGAUUGUUGCAAUGACUGCUACUUAGCCUUGGAACAUGGACGGCAGUUCAUGGACAAUAUGUCAGGAGGGAAAGUCGAUGAAGCACUUGUGAAAACUACUUGCUUGCACCACUGGUCAAAAAGAAAUGUUGUGGAUGUGAGCAUGCAGUGUUCCCAGGACAUCCUUCGUAUGCUCCUCUCACUCCAGCCAGUUCUUCAGGAUGCAAUUCAGAAAAAGCGAACAGUCCGGUCUUGGGGUGUGCAAGGCCCCCUCACGUGGCAACAGUUUCACAAAAUGGCUGGCAGAGGCUCUUACGGAACUGAUGAGUCCCCGGAACCACUGCCAAUCCCAACGUUUUUGUUGGGAUAUGAUUACGAUUUUCUGGUGCUGUCUCCAUUUGCAUUACCUUAUUGGGAGAGGCUGAUGUUGGAACCUUACGGAUCUCAAAGAGAUGUUGCUUAUGUUGUGGUGUGCCCUGAGAAUGAGGCUCUGCUGAAUGGAGCAAAAAGCUUCUUUAGGGAUCUGACUGCAAUAUAUGAGUCAUGCAGGCUUGGUCAGCACAGACCUAUCUGUAAGUUAUUGCCUGAUGGGAUCAUGAGAGUUGGACCUACUGCUUCAAAGAAACUGUCUGAGAAGCUGGUCACAGAAUGGUUCUCACAGACAGCUAAUGCCAACAAUGAAGCAUUUUCCAAACUCAAACUAUAUGCCCAAGUUUGCAGAUACGAGCUGGGUCCUUAUCUUGCUUCUCAGCCUUUGGACAAUUCUUUACUUUCCCAAACAAAUCUGGUCCCUCCCUCUAGCCAGCCGGCCUCUGCUCUGCCCCCAGUGACGGCUAACACUGGAAAUCCUAACACUCCAUCGUCUGCUCCUGCAGCUCCCACCAGUAGUACUAUGACAGCGACAUCAAACAGUGCCAUGCCUUCUGCAGCAACUACAGCUAAUUCAACGUUGACUACCACUGCCCCAUCAUCCUCUUCUGCCAAUGUAGGCAGUGGGAUACCAACAAGCAAGCCUUCUUCAUUUCCACCUUUUAGCAGUAUGAACAAUACCACUUCUGCCUCUCUGCCCACUCAGGCUGCAACAGUCCAAAAUGGACAAACAGGAGGACAGCAGCAACAGCCAACACUGCAAACAGCAGGGAUGUCUGGAGAUGCUACUUCAACACCUGCACAGCCCCAUCCAGAGGUUUCUGAAAGCACUAUGGAUCGUGAUAAAGUUGGAGUCCCUACAGAUGGAGAUUCACAUGCUAUCACCUAUCCACCUGCAAUUGUAGUUUACAUAAUUGAUCCUUUUACAUAUGAAAAGAAGGAUGAGAACAGUAGCUCAUCUAGUUUGUGGACACUUGGACUUCUGCGCUGCUUUUUAGAGAUGGUUCAGGUUCUUCCUCCUAACAUCAAGAAUAUAAUUUCUGUGCAGAUUGUUCCAUGUCAGUACCUUCUACAACCUGUGAAACAUGAAGACCGGCAGAUUUACACUCAGCAUUUAAAAUCUUUGGCAUUUUCAGCUUUUACUCAGUGUCGAAGACCUCUUCCAACUUCCACCAAUGUGAAAACGUUAACUGGCUUUGGCCCAGGUUUAGCCAUGGAAACUGCUCUUAAGAGCCCUGAUAGACCUGAGUGUAUUCGACUAUACACCCCUCCUUUUAUACUGGCUCCUGUAAAGGACAAGCAAACAGAACUAGGAGAAACUUUUGGAGAAGCUGGCCAGAAGUAUAACGUACUUUUUGUAGGCUACUGUUUGUCUCAUGAUCAAAGAUGGCUUCUUGCAUCCUGUACAGAUCUCUAUGGAGAACAGUUAGAAACUUGCAUAAUUAAUAUUGAUGUACCAAACAGAGCUCGCAGGAAAAAGGGCUCUGCCCGCAGACUUGGUCUUCAGAAACUCUGGGAAUGGUGCUUGGGACUUGUGCAGAUGAGCUCUUUGCCAUGGAGAGUUGUAAUAGGCCGUUUAGGAAGAAUAGGACAUGGGGAAUUAAAAGACUGGAGUUGUUUGCUGAGUCGCCGAAACCUUCAGUCCCUUAGUAAGAGACUAAAAGACAUGUGCAGAAUGUGUGGUAUCUCUGCUGCAGACUCUCCCAGCAUUCUCAGUGCUUGUUUGGUGGCAAUGGAACCACAGGGGUCCUUCAUUAUUAUGCCAGAUUCUGUAUCGACUGGCUCUGUAUUUGGACGCAGCACCACUCUAAAUAUGCAGACGUCUCAGCUGAAUACCCCACAGGACACAUCAUGCACUCAUAUACUUGUGUUUCCCACAUCUGCAUCUGUGCAAGUAGCAUCGUCAACUUACACCACUGAAAACUUGGAUCUGGCCUUUAACACAAACAAUGAUGGAGCAGAUGGAAUGGGAAUCUUUGACUUGUUAGACACUGGAGAUGAUCUUGAUCCUGAUAUUAUAAAUAUUCUUCCUGCAUCCCCUACUGGAUCCCCUGUACAUUCUCCAGGGUCCCACUACCCCCAUGGAGGUGAUAUGGGCAAGGGUCAAGGUACAGAUAGAUUGCUUUCAACAGAAUCUCACGAUGAAGUAACAAAUAUACUGCAGCAGCCAUUGGCCCUUGGUUAUUUUGUGUCAACUGCCAAAGCAGGUCCAUUGCCUGACUGGUUUUGGUCGGCGUGUCCUCAAGCACAAAAUCAGUGUCCCUUGUUUCUUAAGGCCUCUUUGCACCUCCACGUGCCUUCAGUGCAAUCAGACGAGCUACUCCACAGUAAACACUCCCAUCCACUUGAUUCUAAUCAAACUUCUGAUGUGCUCAGGUUUGUUCUGGAACAGUACAAUGCACUCUCCUGGCUAACCUGUGAUCCUGCAACCCAGGACAGACGGUCAUGUCUCCCAAUUCAUUUUGUGGUGCUGAAUCAGUUGUAUAACUUUAUCAUGAAUAUGCUGUGAUCUUCACCUGAAUUUUGCAAGACAAAAAUGAGGAAAAGGGAUAUUUCACUGCAGGACUAAGUUAUAAUUCUUCUCAGUGCAAGUUGUUUGUGAUGGGGUAUGAAUCUUGUUACUUCCAGCAAAUAUUGUUUUGACUUGUGAGAGGGUCACCUAUUGCCCUACUGUCUUUGAGUCAUUGACUAUGGGGGACGCUUUAGAACGAUGAUCAGAAAGUGUAUUAUAACAUUUUUAGUAGCAAAAUUAACCAUUUUUCCCCAGCCACAGUAUUUGUGAAGAGUAAUGAGCCAUAGUACCCAGUCAUGGUUAAUGAAUAUUAAAAGCAUGGAGAUGAGAAGAAACAUGAGGAACAAUAAGUUUCAACCUAUGGCUUCAGAACAUCAAGAUGUUCUUGUAUUGGAUUAUAGUAUCUAGUAUUCAAAAAUGCCUGCAUCUCUUAUUUAUUGUAAGUUUUUAAAUGUAUAAAUUGUCUUAUAUUUCUUAACCUCUUUUAUAAAAAUUUUCCUAGAAGGUUUAUACUGCCUUCUUGCUUUAAAGCAAUUGGUCUAAAAUAUAUGUAAUCGUCUUAAUUAAAAGUUGCAGUAGGUUGCUUUUAGAGUAUUAUUUUUUUGUAAGGGGUGGGUGGGGACAGUAAAUUUGUAUUGUCUUGAUGUACAGUUUAAUGGGGAUAGAGGGGUUAAUGUCCAUACCAUUGUGUGUGGGGGAUUUACAGCUAAGCUGUAGUUGCAGAGUACAUGUACAGUAAUGAAGUUCACUGUGUUUAUAUAAAUUGAAAAGGUACCGGGUCUUACAGCAUUUUAUAUCACACCUUUACAGAGUAACAAUGGCAAUAUAUAAGUGAUAUUGUAGGUGGUUUAACUUGUAGUGAGAAUAAAAUGAAUAAACUCUUCAACUGAAGUUUGUGUUAUGGUUCAGGGCUGUGGCUAGAUUCUCAGAUCUAUUUCCAGUAUACAAGUUUUAAUACUACAAGAAUAUCUAUUGUGCAUUGCUGUUUACCUAGAUAUUCUUGGCACUGUGGUGACUGUAUCAUUUUCUUCCACAUUUGUGAUGAAACGUGAAUCUGAGGCGGAACACACAGAAAACUCUGAUCUUAUCCAAAGUCUCCUGUAAGGCUGAAAUUUAGCCCAGCUCUAGCCAUUUUACAAAUGCAAAAAUAGUCAAUCUUGACUUUAAGAUUGGUGUGUGUUUAACUAAAAUGUGGUGUAUAUAGAUUCUCAGUGAAUUCUGGUAUUCAGAUUUUAUUCCACUAGUAAAAAAACAGCACGAAACCCUGAACAUUUUCCUUUUUCAUGUAUUUUUGCCACUGUGGUGAAGGUCCCAAGUAUCAGUGUAUGGCCUUCCCCAUAUCCCUUUUUCAGGCUCUGGCUGGGGCACGUGCCAAGGAGGCUUAGUCCUCCCUAAGGAAAGGACUGACAAAUCACAAGGCUUUCGUAAUCGUCUCCCUCUAUCUACAGUCACCACUUUUUCUUAGUAGUUUCCUUCCUUUAUCCUAGCACAUGCCAAAUGUCUGAUGAUGCUCUAAAAUAGCCCCUAGGGGUGCUGAAGAGCAACUGCAUAUGCUUUUUUCUGGGUUCCUCAUCUGACUGCCAGAUUAAAAACUUAACUCCUGCAGUGCUCACAUGAGCCUGUUGUAAUAACCCAUGUCCUGGGUCUUAAUAUUGUCCAUCUCACUGUUUUAAACCUUUAAAGUAGCAAGUUUUAAGAUCCAUUUGUGCACCCGCUCUUAAUCCUCUACAAGGAAGAAUUCGCUUGCAUUUACAAAACUUACUGUGUUAAUGAAAAUCAUGUCUUGUAAAUGCAAAAUACCUGCCUGAGAUAAUUUUUGAUAUAGACAGUCUCCUUGAAUCAUGUAUAUAAAUAUUAGCAACUUUUUUGGUUUUGUAUAAAGAAGCUGUACAAUUGGUGAUGAAAAUUUUCAGUCAUUUCUUCAAAAUAACAUAAGUGCAAUCAGAAGUUAGCAUAUUUUGAUAAAUAGAGUUAAAAACUGGGUCUGCCCAUUACUUUGUCUUGAUAAUGGUAAUGCACUGCAGAUUAAACAGCACAUUAUUGUCUUACAGAAGGUUUCUUCUCAUUUGGCUGAGAUUUUUUUGAAGUGGAAAAGUGCUCCUAAAACUGGAAUUUUCAAAGCAUAUGUCCUUUUUUUUUUUUUUUUUUUUUUUUUAAGCUUUUUUGCUAAGUGGUCAUUUUUAACCCUGGCUCAGCUAGCCAAGUUCCAGGGGCUGGGUUUUGGUGUGGCUUUCUUUGUGUUAAAUCUGACUUGUAUGCAUAAAGGUAAGUGAAUCGGCUGCCUGAAUGUUGGUGUAACUGUAUUCUGUUACCUGGACCACAGCCUUCCCUGUGAAACUCUCCAACUGUGAAAGCUGCCAGUUUCCCACUCCCUCCCCAAAUGCAGUUAAAGUAAAUUAUAAUAUUGUAACCACUAGAAAAGAUUAGGAAGGCCAUUUCUGGAGCGAUAGUCACAGCCGGCAACAUACAUAUCAAACUUGCCAGCACCAUGGAGCCAACUACUACAUUGGGCAUACUUUCUUGUUAGCUACUUUCAUUAAACUAUUUUAAGUGCACAUAAUAGGUGGUUUAUAAAUGAAAUUGUCACAAUCCAGUACCUUGGGUUCUUUAGCAAGUACAAGCUUAAAUAUUUGAAAAUUUCAGCUAUAGCUUUUCAAAAUGGUCUUGCAAGAAAAUACUCUUCCUGGCAGUGCUCUGUUCAGUAGCUGUGGAGGUUUACCUCCUCUUGAGCAUCCAAUGAAAGAAGAAUCUGAGAUCCUUCCAUUCUGAUUAAAAAUAUGUAUUUUAACAUAGCCACUGCUGUAUUUAAGCCAUUUAGUCACCUUUGACUCACUACUGUUGGAAUCAGAUUUUUUAAAACCCUGUUGCUAGAUCAGCAGGCCGCCAGUUGUACUUGCGAACAACCCUUACACUUUCAAGUAGCUGUAACACUUAGAUCUUUCUAACGUUUCCUGAAAUAAUUAAAUGAAUUUAUAUUUAAAUCCUCAGCUAUGUUCUUACUUAGCUGUCAGUUAUGGCGCAGAUUAUUGUAUUUCUAUAUUUACCUCUGAUGGUAAUUUUAACUUCAUGCGUUGCUAUGAAGACUUGCAGAUGUCUUUAAUCAAGCACUAUUUGUUAAUACUGUAAUAUCAAAAUAUUAUGUUGCAUUAUUUUAAAGCUUUCAAAAAUAGGAGUAAAAUGUUUUAAAAAAUGCUAUUGCACCAUAUAAUUUGCUGCACAACAGUAUGGCACAGCAUAUCAGUCUGUUUUGAUAGUAAUGCUGCAUAAACAAUGUUUUGAUCUGGGUUUCUUUUGAGAAUUCGUUAACUAGGUGACAUUGUAUGACAUUACUAUCUUGACAACCUCCAGCUGGGAAGGUUUUGGUUUUGUUUUUAGUAAAGGACCCAGGACUAUGCUUCAUACUUAAAAGUUUUUUGGUUUUUGGUUGUUGUUGUUUGUUUUUUGUUUUGUUUUUUUUUUUUAAAUUACUGUUUGUGGGUGUACUUUUUUAUUUUCAGUGGAGUAAAGCUUAAUUUACAGUAAAACUGGAUUUGGGACCUACCACAAUCCUCAGGGUCACUUUUUCAGGACGUUACUAAUCUAGCUUUAGGUUUUUCCGAGUCAACUGGACGUGAGGACCUGGCCGAGCGCUUGGGUCGGGACGACACACACGCAGCCUGCGGCCUCGUUGCUGGACAUGUCACCUUCCCCGCCCCUCCCGGCACGGCUGGCUCACUCCGAGGGAGCUGUUCGACCUUCUCACACAGCCGCCACAUGCCAUGGGCCAAGUCGUCGUAUUUAUCAUGACAAAAAAAUAAAAAAAGGAGAAAAAAAAAAAAGCGAUUAAGGAACAAACACUAUUGCUGCCGAAUGCCAUAAACACUGAGUUGUACAAAUUGUGAUUGAGGAAAUGAAAAAGGUUUAUACUUUUUAAAAAAAUUUCAAAUGGAAUAAAUUAUUCAUGAAGCCUUGA